AAAAUCAAAAAAAUGCAAUAUGAGAUAUCUUAAAUAGAUUUAACUUUACAGACAAUAUAUAAGCUGUUACAUUUGAUUGUACAGGAAUCAACACUGGAAACAAAAAUGGAGCUGUGUCUUUAUUGGAAAAAUGAAGUCUUUGAAGGUCCUUCAAUUGCAUGCCGACAUCAAGUCAAUAAGCUACACAUAACACAUAUCUGGAAAAAUUAUCAAAGAAACUAUUACUUCUGGACCAGUUAAUCUGCUGUUUAAAACUUUAAAAUCAGUUUGAAAUGAUCUUGAUGCAGACAACCAGAUUUAAUUAAACAAAAUCAAGAUGAAUAUACUGCAUUCCAAUUUUUUAUCACUCCAUAUUAUGUUAAUAGAAACCAAGAAACUUCUUCGUCAAAAGUUUUUAUAUUCAUUUAAAGAAAUAUAUAAUGUUGAAUGGGCAGAUGAAAAUGAAAAUGAUUUUUUUGUUAAUGGAGAUGGCAAAGAAAUUCAAAAUAGUUGCAAAAAAGUACAAAAAACUUCUUUAGAUUCUAAAAACUCAAAUGAAUGGGAUAUUACUCUUUUGUGUACUAUAUUGUCAUCAAAGCUAUUUUUGAAAAAAAAUAUGUACUCCUUGCAUUUAAUCCAAAAAAUAUCAUCAGUACGAAAUCGAAUAUGUCAUUCACCCACAUUAGAAAUAACAGAUAAAUCUUUUGAUGAACUUUCAAAUGAGCUGACCCCAUUAAUGUUAGAAUUAGGAGCAUCUAAAGAGCUUGUUUUAGAAUUGAAAAAUAGCAAAAGGUUUCAAACUAACAAAGUUGACCUAGACAAAAAUGCUAAACUUCUUAAGGAAUCUGCAAAUGAGGAGUUUAAGAAUAAAAAUUACGAACGUGCAAUCGAAAUCUAUACUUCUGCAAUUGUUUUGCCUAAUUUAACAAAUCAAGAACUUGGUAUAUUGUAUCGUAAUCGAUCAUUAUCUUAUUUAAAACUGUAUGAAAAAACAAAGGAUGCUAUUAAUUUAGAUUGUGCAGUUGCAGAUGCAAAGAAAACAUGUUUUUAUCAACCAGUGUGGUUUAAAGGAUAUGCACAACUUGGUGACAUAUAUCACACAAUAAAUGAGCUGCAAAAAGCAGUUAAAAACUAUGAAAAAGCUCUUGCAUUUAGUACAAAUAAUGAUGAGGUGAAAAAUAGUUUAGCUUCUUUAAAAGUCAAACUUGGAGAACAGUAUAGACAAGAACAUUUGAUAAAAUUGCCACUUUCAACUGAAGAGCAAGAAGACCAAUUUUUAAUGCAAUUUCGAAAAUAUUUUCCAAAUUCAAAAAAUUUAAAUACCUAUUAUUCAGAAAUGAAAAAUUUCUUUAUUAAAGCAGACCCUAUUUUGAAAGAUGUCUGGACUGGACAUGAGUAUCGUGAUGGCUCAAAAAAUGUCAAACAAAACUAUGAAAUAGCUGCAAAGUACUAUAGUAAAGCAGCACAAAGUAACAAUGCUGAAGGUAUGUAUAACUUAGCUUGUUUAAUGAUGGGGGGAUCAGGGGUUAAAGUAGACUUCAAAGCUGCAUUAAGUCUGCUAAACGAGGCUGCUAAGCAAAAACCCACUCGUAAACUUAUGGGUAAAGAAAUUCCAAAUGUAGGUGUUAAAGAAGCUGAACAUAGAUUAGGUUUAGCCUACCAAGAAGGUACUUAUGUACCUAAAAACGAAGUAAUUGCAUCGAAAUGGUAUCAUUUAGCUGUGCAGCAUGGUUGUUCACAAUCUGCUAAUAACCUUGGUUUAAUGUAUUUUCAUGGUUAUGGUGUUCCCAAAAAUAUCAAACAAUCUAAAAAACUAUUUACUUUUGCUCAUGAAAAUGGUGAUGUUAAUGCUUCUUCGAAUCUAGUUAAUCUAUAUCUUCAAGAAUUUGACGCAGAUAGAGCAUUAGUGUGGCAUGAAAUAGCUAUUCAAAAAUCUUAUUUUUCAAAAAUGCAAGAUGGUAAUAUAAGGGAAAAAAUUGAAAGCAUUAAAAAAAUCCAAAAUAUUAAAGAUUUUAAUGAAGUAUUUCUUCCUAUUAAAAAAUAUCUUCAACAUUUUGAAAAUUCAUUAUUUGUUCCAUCUGCAGUUUUACAUAAAGCCAGUAAAUUUAACAUUGAAGAGCUUUGUUUAAAUUCAAAAAACGGAUCAAUAACAGCUAGCCAAAUGCUUAAAGCUUUUUAUUUAUUUUACGGUGCCCUUGAUAUGCUUAAAAAUAAAAGCUUUAAUGAAGAAGAUUUUUUAGGAAUGCUUGCAACAGCAUUUGUAACGUGCCAGAUUAUUUGUUUGAUGCCUAAAAACAUUGAAGCUGAUGUAUUAAAAAUAGUUAACUCAAUUAUCCAAAAAAACAACAAUCAAAAGAGUGAAAUAGAUUAUUUUGCACGUAUUUGUUUUGCUUACUUAAACUGUGGUGAUUAUAAUUUAUUAAUUAAUUUUCUUACAUCAUCACUUAAAAUAUAUCCUAGUGAUGGUGAAAUGCUUCACUUGCUAGGAUGUAGUUAUUCAUUUCUGCAUCAAUAUAAGAAUGCGUUGAAAGUAUUUGAGUUAGCUUGCUCAACAGAUCCAUCGAAUUACGAAUAUGUUUACAGCAAAGCUGUUGUUUUACGAUUACUUGAAAAUUCAGAUGCAAAACAGUUUUAUGAAAAAUUUAUUUCCAUAGCACCAGCUGAUCAUCGUAAGAUACCAGAAUCAUACUAUAGUAUUGGAUUAUGUUUUUUUAAACAAGAUCAGGAUAGUUUUAAAAAUAGUUCUAUAAUUACAUUCUAUUACAAUAAAGGUCUAGAAAAUGAAAAUCUUCAACUCUCAUGUUUUUUACCUUAUGAAAGCAAUUCAAAAGUAUGUAUAGAAACUUUCCUAAAUGUUUUCAAGCUUGAAACUAAAAAACUAACCGAAAGUUUACCAAAAAUAAUUGAACCCAUUAAUAAAAGUAAUAAUAUAUUUGUUGAUUACAAAAGAAAAGAAACAAUUGUUAAUCAUCGAAAAAUGUUCGAUAUGGUAAAAGGGAUUAAAAAUAAACAUCUUAUAUAUAAAAAAAUAACUUUCAAACCACUGCAAACCCAAAUAGUUCCAACCUCAGUUAUAGGUCUUAAGAAAGUUUUUUUUGAAGAUAUAGAUUUUACAAAAGAUUAUCUUCUCACUGGCUGUGUGUUGACUGUUACAAAUAUUGACAUCCCAAUAGUUGGCUUAUUUACUUCAGUUCAUUUUGUAGUCGAAGAUGAGAAUGAAAUUGUUGUAAAGUUAUGCAUUUAUAAUCUCGGUGAAGAUUACCAAUUAAUAAACAAUAUGUUUCCAGUUGGUUGCAUCUUUUCAGUUAUUGAUCCUUACGUAAGAUUGGCUGUUGAUGGCAAACCAAUGAUUAGAGUUGAUGAUCCUAAUUCAAUAAUUAUGUCUGAAAAAAUUAAAAUAGACAUGUGUUUGUAUUGCAGUAAAGAGAAAUCAAAGUACACUUGCUCAAAAUGUAAAGUUGCUAAAUACUGCACCAAAGAAUGCCAAUGUAAUGAUUGGAAAUUACUUAAACAUAAAAGUGCUUGUAAUUUUCUUUCGUGUAAGCAAUAGAUUUAAAAUUUAAAAUUAUAA
Messenger RNA from Hydra vulgaris (swiftwater hydra), 3550 nucleotides. The record is from RefSeq and is a predicted model, not a curated record. NCBI's taxonomy places the organism in Eukaryota, Metazoa, Cnidaria, Hydrozoa, Anthoathecata, Hydridae.